AUGCCCGAAUCUAAGAUGUUGCUCACCCCCGCCGUCGCAGGUGUCGCAGGCCUAGUCUACGUCACAUCCCGCAUCACAUCCCCCAAUCUCACAGCCUCUGCCUUUAAUUCCUGGUACAACAACAUUCACAUCCCUGAGAUUCUCAAAUCUAACACGACUUCUCUCGUCGUACGCUACAAAGUGAUUCCACAAAGCACCUCUUCGAUUCCACCAUGGCAUUAUCUAGCCCUGUAUAAGACAAGCGAUGUAGGUUCCAUCAGCAAUGCUGCGGCGCAGUAUCUAGAAGCAGGAAUGGUGGAGUUUCAUGUAGACUCCUGGGUACCUAUCCAGACUUUUGAGAGCUUGAGGGAGAAAAGAGGAGAUGUGCCGAAGGGAAGACCAAAAGUGCAGGUUCCCGUGAAGAUUGAACCUGCAACUGGAGAGGCAGGGACUCAGCAUGUGGAAGAGUGGUAUAGGAAACAGCAUCUCGAUAUGUUUUCUAUGACUCCCAACUACAGGCGCACUACACGGUAUACAUCGGCAGAUGGGUCGAUACCAAAGUACCUUGCCUUGCAUGAGCUAGACACAGAUUAUAUGGACCCGUAUCAAGGAGAUGUACUGAUGGGAACGGAGUGGGCAACAAUGGUUAUGAAGGAGUUACUGAUUUUUGAGCCCUCUAAAUGGGAGAUCAUUUAUGAAGCUGGGAAUGUGAGCGAGAAACUCUAG
This is a messenger RNA of Lindgomyces ingoldianus, 705 nucleotides long. RefSeq lists its product as uncharacterized. Lineage: Eukaryota; Fungi; Ascomycota; Dothideomycetes; Pleosporales; Lindgomycetaceae. The coding region runs from base 1 to 705 and encodes 234 amino acids. The transcript is spliced from 2 exons. The record is from RefSeq and is a predicted model, not a curated record.